This is a messenger RNA of Platichthys flesus (European flounder), 3895 nucleotides long. RefSeq names its product von Willebrand factor C domain-containing protein 2-like. Gene Ontology annotation, cellular component: AMPA glutamate receptor complex. Lineage: Eukaryota; Metazoa; Chordata; Actinopteri; Pleuronectiformes; Pleuronectidae. The record is from RefSeq and is a predicted model, not a curated record. Gene Ontology annotation, biological process: negative regulation of BMP signaling pathway. Bases 56 to 835 code for a protein of 259 amino acids. Gene Ontology annotation, molecular function: protein binding. The transcript is spliced from 3 exons.
CGCAACAGAUCCACACGCGUUUAAUCUCGAUGUCGGUGCGAGCAACCUGUUCACCAUGAGCCACUGGCACUGUGCGCACGGCUGUCUCUCCAUCGCGCUGCUCCAGCUGUUUCUGCUCCAGCUGCUGCCGCCGCUCUCCCCUGGGCGCGUGGCGGAGCCCGCGGUGGCGGCGGAAUACUCCUCCAAAACCGACUUGGACUAUGAGUUCGGGGACUACCGGGGUAAGUGGUGCAUCGACGACCACGGUUUCGUCUACGGGAUUGGAGAGGUCUAUUACCCGAGCCCCACGGCGUGUCCGUGCACGUGCACCUCGGAUGGUCCCGUGUGCGUCCGACCAAAGUGUCCCCGCAUCCACCCCCGGUGCACGCGGGUCAGAUAUAAAGCGUGCUGUCCGGUGUGUGACGCUAUGGCCAGGGUCUGUGUGUACGGGGGCAACACUUACCGACUGCUCGAGGAAUUCAGGCUGUCGAGGUGUGAGCGAUGCCGCUGCGAGGCCAACAGAGAGGUGUACUGCAGCAUUUCAGGCUGUCCCGCCCCCCACUGCGUCAACCCCACCUACGAACCCAACCACUGCUGCCCAAUUUGCAAGGCUGGUCCCAACUGCUUUGCUGGGAGCAGGGUGAUCCCGGCAGGGCAGCGUGUCAACAUAGACGAGCAAACCGUUUGCUACUGCACCUACCGGGACGGCACGUGGCACACCCACCCCUACGCCACCUGCGAGCAGCCGCCCCAGCCCAGCCCAACACCUGAUGCUCACAUUAAGCCAUCCAGGGACGAGGACACCUAUGGGAAAGGCGGGAGAAGGUAUAUUGCCAGACUGGAUGCGAUACCAUGAAGUGGACUGUGGAAUGUGUUCUGCAGGUACAAAUAAACUCGUAUCCGUUAGUAUCAGGACUGAUUAACUCAGUAUAGCAAUAAUCCACCUGCACAUUUAAAUUUGAUUGAUAAAAUUUGAUUGAUUGACAUUUAAGUUAACAACACAAACGUUUGGAUUAUCUCAAGUGUCCACAGCUGCAUUGCUUUGUGUUUGUGCUUCGUCUCAGUCAUGGUUCCACAUGUUUCAGAGGUGUCUGUUCUACAGAAACCACAAUUCUGAUACAGAUACAAUUUAAGAUUCUUGCAGCUCAGUUCCAUAGAUGGAUAGAGGAUUGUGCUGCUACGUCUCUCAAUUGAAGUAUUUACUACCCAACAUAUUUUUUUACCUGAAUGGCCAUAACAUUGUGUCGUAGCCUACGUCCACUCUAAAACUCUCCAUUUUGGGACUUCCAGGUAUUUUCAAACCCGAAAGCAGAGAAGAGGAUUGGAGGUGUUGUGACAUUAAGUCAAACUUUUUUUGUUCACGCAUAAAUGUCAAUGUAGCCAAUAACACAGAGCCGCUGCUGCAAUUAGCCUUUACUUGUGUUUACUUUCUAUCAAAGAGAAAAAAGAAUUUAGAAAAGAGUCACAAGUGAUGGAUCCCUCUUCCAGUAGGGGCAGAAGUGCAAUAGAUAUCACAUGUAGCAGAGCACAUCAACAUUAUAACAAUAUUUACAACAUUAAUGUAUCAUGUUUCAAUGAUUUAUACAAAAGAAAAUGUCUGACAGAGAUGAAGGGAGCAGUGAUUGUAAUGAUAGAGGUAAUAGUAGUAUACGUGGGCAGGCAUAUUGUAUACCUAAUUAAUGUAGUGAUGGUGAGGCAGAGGGGUAAAGUAAACUAAACCACUGAACUUAAGUAACUGAGACACAAACAUGCUAGAAAACUAAGGAAGACGAAACACUUCACAGUCACAGCCACAAGUCUGAGCCGUCAACAGCUGUUUGCAGUGAUAUGAGGAUCCUCAAAUCCUUUGCACACAUCAGGAGACAUAACAUUUAUAAUUUGUAAUCAUUGAGUCCAGUAGAGACCAACACACUUGAAGAGGGUCGACCAAGGUUAGAGGGUGAGACGGAGAAAGAUCGAAGGGUCACUAUCCUGACCACAUGCAUUUGCUUCAGUUCUAUGUGAUGAAUAUAUAGAUAUAGAUAGAUCCAAGUUACUAUGACAGUACUUUCCCUGCUGCUGCAAUUGUUUUCAUUGGAGUAGUUUUUUGUCUGUGUUCACAAAGUAAUCCUUCAGUGUUGUUGAAAUAACAAAGGUGUUGGUGUUGAAUAGAGAAGAAAUGCUUUAAUAAGACUGUGGAUGAAUCUACAGGGAGGUGGGUGUUGAGGGUGGAUAAAUCAAACACACACGCACUGAAAACCAAGGUCCCAUUUAGAAAAGCACAUAGACUGAUAGCAUAUUUUACUUGGGGACACCUGCUAGUUUUUAUCAUAUUUUAUGAAUUUUCAAAUAAAUGUAAAACUAGCUGUUUUCAAGUCAUAUUUUUUUUUAUAUGCAUGUCAAUAAACAAUUAAAUGUAAGUGUCACUGUCAUGGAGUCUGUGAGAUUGUAUGUGGUUCAAAAUGGUCAACAAACAGGAAAUUAAUAUAAAGAAAUAUGAUCCGGAUUGGAUUAUGCCCCCUGAUCCAGAUCUUCACAGAAAAGUAAUGGUUCUUCCUUGGAUCAUGCUCCCCACUGAGCAGGAUGUCAUGGAAAUCCAUGGAGCAGGUUUCUUCGUAUCCAGCUGACUAACGAACAAACAAAUACAAAUGUAACCUCCUGGAGUUAAUUACGACGAAGGUGUCAGAUGCAUGGAGAGGAGUGAAGUGAACGUGUGAAUAAAAGAGAGUGAUGAAGCCACUCACUGUGCUGUCUUAGUUUCUACCUUUGUGCCCAUGGGAGAGAUGCUCUGUGAGUUACAGUCCCACUUUGUGUCACUGAGGGUGAGGUUGGGAAGGAGGAGAUAAAUGUCUUUAGGGGGACAGAGGGGAAAUGAGUGUUGGGUGCAGGUGGCGGCUUGGUGCCCCUCUGCCAUGACCCUGCUGCUUUCCAUCUGUAAGCAUAGAGAUGUCCAAGCUUACAAUAACCUUGUAGCCAGGAAAACAAAUAGGCUUCUCUAUGUAAUAUCAGAAUGCAUGCGUGUCCAGUAUUCACCACCCACAGUAUGCAGUAUGUAAUGUGCAAGUCCUGUGAUAGUGGUUAAAUGACUGGGCCAUGUCCCUGCAGUGUCCACAAAAUAUGUGAUUUCUCUUUUGAACAAUGUUAUUCUUCUUUAACUCAUUAAAGUGUUCAUUGCUACAGCUUAUGCUUCAUUUUUUCGCAACUCUUGAAUCACCUCCUCACAUGCAUUGCUCCAGCCUGUGUCCGCUCAGCUCCUAACAUGCUCUGCAGGUGAUUUCAUUGCACUCUGGUUUGUCACAAUAUUUACAGAUGGGUUGUCUGGAUGCUUUACAUAUAUCCUGAUACUUGUUGUUCAUCUGUAUUAAGUUUAUUAGGUUCCACUGUUCAGUAAUUCCCUGCAGGUUUCUGGACGCCCUCCAAUGGUAGGAUAGAGCAAGUUAACAAGAUGAAACUGUGCUGUUGAAGAUAUUGAGCUCAUCAAUAUACAACUUUAAACGGUUAAAAAGGUCCAGUGUGUAAGAUUUAGGUAGGGAUAUAUUGGGAGAAAUUGAAUAUAAAUUAAUCCUAGUGAUGUUUUCACUAUUUUGCAAUCAUCUAAACAUAAUACUUUUUUUUUACCCUAGAAUGGACCAUUUAUACUUUCAGGAGCAGGUCCCCCUCUAUGGAAGAGGCUGUGCUUUUUCAUUUACAGUAGCUCAAACUGGACAAUCUGGUUUUACAGUUUUUCUCCAUUGCUUUGGCUCAUUUCACGAAACAGAAAUGACAUUCUCAAAACAACACGUGCAAACCUCCAAACCACUGGGCACUUGUUCACAACAGAUUGGAAUAUCUCAUUCCUUUAAUCAAAUUGCAAUUGUAUUAGCACAUCCUUGCAAUGACAAGUACAAUUUCCAACAGCUUGCACAAAUUUCAAAUGAUUUAGCACACCUUUGCAAAC